Messenger RNA from Erpetoichthys calabaricus (reedfish), 5657 nucleotides. It is a transcript of the gene zc3h7a, whose product is annotated as zinc finger CCCH-type containing 7A. NCBI's taxonomy places the organism in Eukaryota, Metazoa, Chordata, Cladistia, Polypteriformes, Polypteridae. The transcript has 23 exons. Gene Ontology annotation, molecular function: protein binding; miRNA binding; metal ion binding. The record is from RefSeq and is a predicted model, not a curated record. The coding region runs from base 245 to 3187 and encodes 980 amino acids. Gene Ontology annotation, biological process: miRNA processing.
UUUCAUUUGUAACACAGGCGGUGGUCUGCUGAGGGCGCUCUUCAAAAAAAAUGAAACUUUAAAACAAAACGUUGCUUGUGUGGCACAAUAAAUGUGAAAAAAAGCAUCUGGUAACCGAAUUAGGUGAAAAAACUCAGGUGUUGAAAGAGCGCUAUUCUGUCUAAACGGAAGCAGAAGGUCGAAGAAAUUUUCUUGACAAGAGGGAAGGUAUUUGACUUUUCCUGGAUUUAAUGUGCUGGGUAACAUGUCAGAUGUGUCAAAAGACAGAAGCAGCCGCUGGCAGGAAAUCCAAAAAGGACUGAAGUUUAUCCAAUCCACAUUGCCAUAUCCAGGAACACAAGAAGAAUAUGAGAUAUUCAUUAAGAAAUUGGUUAAAAAUCUUUUCAGUGAAGGAAAUGAUGCAUAUAAAGAAGGCCAUUGGGCAGUAUCUUUAGAAUCCUAUACAGAAGCAUUAAGCAUAUCUGAUUAUGCUCAAUCUGAAGACAUCAGUAUUUCUCUGGAAAUUGUAGAAAAACUACAUGCUAACAGAGCUGCUUGUUAUUUAAAUAUGGGACUUUAUGAUCAAGUACUACAAGAUUGUGAAAUGGCUUUGGAACUUAAUGACAGUAACUACCGAGUUCUGUAUCGCAAAGCCAGGGCACUAAAGGAACUUGGAAAAGACAAAGAAGCCUAUGAGUCAGUAGCAAAGUGUUCUUUAGCAGUGCCACAAGAUGAAAGUGUUAUUAAAUUAACUCAAGAACUUGCAAAGAAAAUGGGUUUAAAAAUCCGCAAGGCUUAUGUUAGAACACAGCCAGUUUUGAAUUCAUUAACUGGUUCCCAAAGUUUGGGAACAACAAAUAAGUGUUCAAAUGGAUCAGAUUCUGUUGAAGAUAUUGAACUGGAAUUAAUAGAUGAUUCCCAAGAACGGAGUUCUUCUGUUUUGACUGUUGCCUCUUGUUCUUUGGUUACGGAUGCAGCUGUAUCUGAAUUUGGCUCUGGCCAUCUUCCUUCCGUUUCUCCUGUUGAAUCCCAUAUGGUGGAGAGGAUUGCCCCUGCUCCACCAUCAUGUGCCAAUGGUGGUGGCAUCACGUAUCCGACUUCUGAGUCAUGUUUGGAAUAUGAGACGGACAUUAUUGGAGAUGACCUUGAUGAGUUGCUUGAUAGAGCUGCUUCUGACAAGAAUCUUACAAGUGUUUCCCCAAUUUCUAUGUCAAGUGGUAUUAGCCCAAGUCUAUCAUGCAACCUGCUCACUACAUCAAUACCUUUGCCAAAUCAGUUUGGACUGCCCUCUGUCCCAUUGCCAUCACUGUAUUCAGUUGCAGCUCCUGGCAAUGCAAGACUAUCUUCUUUAGACACAUUUAAUACUUGUUUGGAUAGUUUGGAUUCUGUCUCUAUUUCAGAGCCAUCAUCUGGUAUUCCUGGAGGGUCUGUUACGCACAGCAAAAUUUCUUUUUCACCUCUAAAUAGCACAGAUGGCUUUUUGGUUGCUAAAGGAGAAAUUGGGAUUAUUGGUCAAAACAAUGCCCAUUCUAAUGGAACCGAGAUAGGAUCUAGGAAUUUACCUUCAAUUAUCAGCAAAAACCCUUUAGCAGACACUCAUGAAUUCAAGCAGGCUUGCAGUGUGUGCUAUUUAAAAACAGGCCCCAAAUUGCUGGAUAAUACAUUUCUUGCAGAACUGGACCAUAAGUGUAAAAAAGAUAUUUUAUUAGCAAGAAUGAAAUUCUCAGAAGAAAAAACAUGGAAGAAAAUACGACCAAGACCAACAAAGACUCAAUAUGUUGGACCAUAUUAUAUUUGUAAAGAUGUUGCUUCUGGUGAAGAGUGCCGGUAUCCAGGUCAUUGCACUUUUGCCUACUGUCAAGAGGAGAUUGAUGUUUGGACUUUAGAGAGGAAGGGGACAUUCAGUCGUGAGCUACUUUUUGAUCCCCUUGGUGCAAAUGGAAGAGUCACUUUAACAGUAGCCAAAAUAUUACAAGAGCAUCAUGGAAUAUUUAUGUUCUUGUGUGAGGUCUGUUUUGAUCACAAGCCUAGAAUAAUCAGUAAAAGGAAUAAAGAUUUCCAGUCUUUUUGUUCACAUCCUAUAACAAAACAUGACUUUGAAAGAAACAAGUGUCUGGUGCACAUUUUAAGAGAGACUACUGUAAAGUACCUAAAGAUUCGACCAUAUCAUGCACUGUGCCAGCUGGACCUUUGUCGCCAUGAAGUGCGCUAUGGUUGUGUGCGAGAAGAUGAAUGUUUCUAUGCACAUAGCUUGAUAGAAUACAAAGUGUGGAUGAUGCAAAUGGAAACAGGUAUUACAUUUGAAGCUAUUACACAAGAUUCUAAGAAAUAUUGGUCAAGUAUGGAUCCCAGUGUUCAUGGAGUGCAACAAGCACCAACAAUACAAGGAAGAUUUGGACCUUCAAAUUUGAAGAUACAAUUUGUUUGUGCACAAUGCUGGAGAAAUGGUCAAGUUAAUGAACCAGACAAAAACAGGAAAUAUUGUACUGCAAAAGCAAGGCAUCCAUGGUCUAAGGAGAGACGUGUCAUGCUGGUGAUGUCUAAUGAACGUAAAAAGUGGACAACUAUUCGGAGCCUCCCAACAAAAAAACCCAUUCCUUUGCAAUUUGAUUUAUGCAUCCAUAUAGCUUCAGGGAAAAAAUGCCAGUACAUUGGAAACUGUACUUUUGCUCACAGCCCAGAAGAGAGAGACAUGUGGACAUUCAUGAAAGACAAUAAUAUUUCAGACAUGGAGCAGUUGUAUGAGUUGUGGCUCAAGAGUCAAAAGUCUGAGAAGGGAGAGGAGGCUGCAUGUUUUGCAGUACGAGAAAAUGGAAAGCAGAUCCACAUGCCCACAGACUAUGCAGAAGAAAUGGCUAAUUACCACUGCUGGCUGUGUGGAAAGAACUGCAACAGUGAGAAACAAUGGCAGAAGCACAUCACCUCGGAGAAACACAAAGAGAAAGUGUUCAACUCUGAGGAUGAUCAGAAUUGUUGGCAGUAUCGUUUCCCAACGGGUGUUUUUAGGAUUUGUGAACGGCACCUUAAAGGCAUUUGCACAGAAGAAGAAAACUGUCAAUUGGCCCAUGGAAAUGAAGAAUUAAAGGAAUGGCAUGACAGAAAGGAAUUUCUAGCAAUGAAACUUGCCAAAGCUAGAAAGGACCAUCUCAUUGCCCCUGAUGAUAAUGAUUUUGGAAAAUACAGUUUUUUACUUAAAGAUAUUAAUUGAUUAAAUGUAAAAGGUACAGAGUUAUGCAUGUUCAGUGAGGUUAAAAAGAAAAACAAACUAAAUGUGAGGUGAAAGUCAUACAAGCAACCUCAUGUCAGGACAAGAGUGUCACUUCAGUGCUUGAAACUGAAAAUGAAUGAGUAAUUGGUCAGCUGCAAGAAACAUAUUUAGUUGGAAAACAUCAUGAGCAUAUGAUAGAAGCAGACACACUGAGCUGUUUACGUUUGAACAGAAUGUCCUUUAACGACUGUCACACACAAAUUAAAAUCUGAAAAACUCAUUAGCAACCUUCUUUGAUGAAACUGUUGUAAAAUGGCAAGGUUUUAAAGUGGUGUAAGCAUUGGGAUAAGAAUUUGAUGGGAGAUGAGACACAGUAUAUGAAUAGGUGUCAAAGAAUUUGUUUUUCCAAAACAAAGAUUUAUCCACUUGUAAUAUUCUUAUUGGUUGAAAGUUGACUUAUUUUUCCAAGACUUUAUAAGAUUUUGGGACUGUGUUAUAGAAAUUUUAAAUUCUUACCUUAAUGUUGCAUAUGAUGCUUGAUUAUUUGAUUUGUUUUAAGGCUUAUUUAAAUUAAUGAGGGAUUUAUCAUUGAACUUCAAAAUCACACCAGUACUAACUGCUGAAGUUAAUCCAUUUAUCAGUCAUAAAUGGUUAUCUCAUAGAUUGGUAAGAGUGCAAAAGCAUAUUUGUAUUUUGAAAAUACAGUAUGUUUGGAACUUAUAACCCAAAAAUGACAUAAAGUUAGGAAUACUUUGUCACCCAACCCACUUAUGUGUACUUUACUUUGCUGUAAAAUUUGAAAUGACUUACUUGAUUCUGUGCUUGCUGGAUAUGUGUGUUUUUUUUUUCUUUGCUGGUUGCUUCACCAAGUAAUAGUUUCCACAGCACUGGUAGAGAACUUGUUUCAUUAUCAUAUCUUGUGUAAAAGUUAGGAUUAUGUAGUGUUAAGUUGAACGCUCAUUGUGGUCUUUGAGUGCCUAGAGCAGAUGUUUCUCUUCAUUUUUGUUUGUUUGUGUAUUUCACUUCUGGCUUGUGUUUUGUCAUCCUUAAGUUUUGUCCAACUCCUUUGUCUCUUUCUUUCUUGUCACCACCUCGCUUAGCUUAUUUAUUUUAAUUUUUUUCCCCACUGAGCUCUCUGCCGCCUGAUUUAAGAUACCAAUUGUAUUAUGUCAUUGCCAGUUUUUCAUUGAAAGAAAAAUGCAUUGAAUACAUGGCACACGGCAGCAACUGUUAUAUAACUAUGAAAGUCUAAUCAUUCAUAAAUCAGAUUCAGUGCGUAUGAGCCUGACCGUUGUUCUUUAUUUCUUGUUAAAUUUAUACCAUCUGAUCACUGAAGUACUAUGUAUUACGGUUCACUUCUUAAAGUUGCCCUAAAAAAUAAAGCAGUUGCUAAAUAAAGAAUAAUAAUAGUAAUAAUGCUCAAUGAUUGCUUCUGCACGUAGCUCUUCUUCCUCAUAAUGUUGAAUUUCAACAAAUCAUGAAGAUCAUCUGUUGGGUCCUGAUCUUCUAAAAACAAUUUCCCCUACAGCUUUAAGUUAUACAGGGUAAAGUGAAUUUUUAAGCCAUAUAUAUUAAUUUUUUGCUUUAAACAGUUCUUAUGUAGCUAAGUGUCUUGUGCUUUUCUCACACAGCAGCAUAGUGGUGUUCACUAAUUCACAGAACAAGCUGCUACUUGAGUUCUAAACCACGAGUUAAAUCCAACAAGACCGCAUAACAAAACUGUAAUGUUCUUUCACCCUCGCCAAAAUUUGGGGUAAAUGGAGACAGCAACUGUGUAACCUCAAACUUGCACAUGUUUUGGGAGUAAUAUAUUUAGAAAUGUAUUAUGAAUCUAUUUUUGACAAAAAAAUAUAGGUCCACAUCCAACUUACUUGUAAUAAGUAACUUUGGAUAUGGAAUAAAAAUCUUUAUUGAAGAAAAACUGUGAAGCAAGCAAUGACCAUACUUGUAAAUGAUUAAGAAUGAAAUCAAAAACUGAAAGUAUUUUUCAUUGUAAAAGAGUAACCAAGCCAUUUUCUGCACAAGUAAUUUGCAUGUUUACUUAACAGAUAUUUGUAGUGUUACAUAAAAGUAUUUCAUGAAAUAAGUUGUUAACCUCUUGCACCUCAGCCAUUCCAAUGGCCCUAAAUCCAUGGUGUGGAAUGGUUCCUUUCCAAAUGGGGCCUGUGUUUCAACUGUUUGGCAAAAAGGACAAGGUAUGAUUUGUGAACAAGGUGAAAGAUGCCUCUUCUAUGACUUUUCAAAGAAUUGAAAUAAAAAAUGUAUAGUGUUCUCUUUUCUAACAGAUUCUACCUGUUUAAUUAUGCUUUAAAAAAAACCCUGGGCUUGUUAAUGGUACAUGUAAUAUAAUCCCUUCUGUGUUACUAAAGAUAGGCUUCUUGGGAUGCCUAACUUUCAUUCCACUCCAAAGCCCUGUUAGUUGUUCAAUGCAUUAUGUUUUACCAAUUUUAAAAAUGUUAUUUAAAUUAAU